AUUUGGAGAGAGAUUUACAAUCGAUUAGAUUGUUUUAAAUUUGAAUUUUGACCGACCGGGUGGCUUUGAGUUGGAUUUCACAAUUUACAAACUGGAAAUUCUGGUUCUGUGGGUCUCCCAUUUGUAAAGGCACCGUGAGUAUAAAAUUUCUUCGUCACCUGAGCCGAAGCAGUUGCCGAUCCACAACCGGGCCGAGAUUAGCUUUCUCUGUUCUUCAACCUCGGACCAACAUUAAGAAAUAUGGGGUUCUUCUCCUUCCUUGGACGGCUUCUCUUUGCCUCCAUCUUCAUCCUCUCCGCCUGGCAGAUGUUUAAUGAGUUUGCCAAUAAUGGUGGGCCAGCAGCCGCGGAAUUUUCUUCAAAGGUAGCUGUUUUGAGGAGAAACUUAUCAUCCAAGCUGGGGGUAGCAAUACCUGAUAUUGAUGUCAGACACUUGGUUGCCAUUUCUUUAUCUCUUAAAGGGAUUGGAGGCCUUCUGUUUGUUUUUGGCAGCAGAGUUGGAGCGUAUCUCCUGCUUCUGCAAUUGGCUAUUAUCACCCCGGUUUUUUUUGAUUUCUUCAAUUAUAGCCCUCAGAAACCUUCUUUCGGUAUCCUAGAGUGCCUGAUUUCUUGCAGCACGUUGCACUUUUUGGUGCUUUGCUUUUCUUCCUAGGGAUGAAGAGCACAAGCCCGAAGAAGCACUCGAAAAAGAAGACACAUAAAGCAAAAACACAUUAGAUUUAUGGAAGAAGCAACGGUUGGCGAUUGGAUUAAUUUGCUCUAGCAUUCAGUUCUUAGAUUUACACACAUUUUCACCAUUGAUGCAAACAAGUUUUUUACUUUUCUUGUAGUCGGCUGUUCUCUUUUUCUAGGAUAUCUUCGUUUCAUUGUUGUCCUCUGAUGAGUUAUUAUUCAAUUUGAGCUGCGGCAUUCAGUCCUUUGUACUUCUCCACUUUGUGCUAGAAUCAAAUGGGCAAUCUUCUUUAUUAGUUCAA
Molecule: messenger RNA, 973 nt
Organism: Benincasa hispida (wax gourd)
Lineage: Eukaryota; Viridiplantae; Streptophyta; Magnoliopsida; Cucurbitales; Cucurbitaceae
Source: RefSeq, a predicted model, not a curated record